UGGGACGUGAAUUUAUACCGCUUGCCUUGGCUCUUUGCGGUGCGAGUCUUUGUGUUUGAGAUAUGGCUUGCAGCCAUUUUUUUGCCUGUGCGAACAUGUUGAACAGGUAGCAAGGACGCAGGACGCAGGACAUGUCGGAUGAAUUUGCAGAGCCAGAGCUGUUGGAUCCUUUCUCUGCUGCUGAGAUAGCGGCUCAGUCGGUCCUGGAGCAGGUUCUUCAAGAAGGAGGCAAAUUACUGUAUGACAGCUACAUCGAGCGCAAGUCCUUCUCUUUUGCAGCAAAUGCUGCAUGUGAGGUGCUUGUUGGUGAGAUGAAAAUGUGCUUUGUUCGCCAUGAUAGUGGUGAAGAACGGCUUCCGUCCAAAAAGGGCACGCCGCAAUCUCCACAACCCAAAGCUGAUUUGACUCGACCUCACAGUUCAGAGGCCAGUAUUUACAGUACCAGAGGCCUCAUGGAAAGUGCUCCACGGCCUGGAUCAGCACCCGCCGUUUCCGAGAGGUUCAGCCCAAGUCCGACUGGCAAAGCAGUGGCUGACAGAAGGGAAACGGAAGAAGCUGCUGGUGAACCCGACUCUGGUGUUUCGCCUGACGAGAAACUAGCCCCAAGAGAUGGCUGGCUCCUCGAAAGCGAGCCUCCACGGAGCCGAAUAGACACAUGGGCACGCGCGUGCGUUCCAAUUAGAAAAGUGUUUCGGAAAGCUGAUGACAGAAAAAAUGCCGUCCACGUUCGUCGCUCUGGUUCCCGAGCUUCCAAUGGCUCCGUGUCCGUACCUGGUAGCAGGUCGCCAUCGCGUUUCGGUGUUCACUCCCAUGCCGAGACGUCAGAGGUUCAGAAGCCAUCACGAAAUCAGCAAAUUCCGAUAGUCGACGAACGUGAGGAAGAUGAAGAAGAAGCCUUGUUGCGAGAGCUAAAAGAGCGUGAGGCCCGAAAGCUGAGAGACGAUCAAGUUCGCACUGAACGGAAGGCCGCCGAGGCUGAAGAAGCAAAGUUGGCUCAAAUCAAGGAUGACAAGAAAAAGCAGUACGCCUAUGAUUCCGAUGGGAAUGUCAUUUUGGUCCAGCCUAUGCAAGUGCAUAGACUUCCAAAUCCAAAUCCUGCGCCGACAUUCAUAUGCAAGCAGGAAGAAGUAUCUCAAGAGCAAAAACUGCCUGAGAAGAAACCUGCUCGUCGUGAGAAAGGGCGCAAGAGGGAAAAUUCGGUGGAAUUCAAGGAUGGUUUCAAGAAGUUCCUUUCGCAGCAACCCUCAAUGAUGGAGGCAAUGGUGAUGUCUCCAGGAGUCGAGCUCGAAGAGAAUUACAGGACGAAGAAAGGAGAGAAGGCCAAAAGCAACAAGCCUACAACAAUGUCAAGAAAGGAGUUUGAGGAGAUGACCAAAGGUAGCGGUGUGCCAGAUCAAGCGGCACCCCCUCCUAAAGCACCACCACCGAGAAAGGUGUCGCAUGUGGAAGUUGCGCCUUCACCCAAGGAGGUCCAGGCAUCUACAGAGCAGGAGCCAACAUCACCAGGCCAAAGUGAAGCCAAGGGAUUGCGUUCAGAGGCAGGUGCGGUGAAGGUGCCCAAAGCGCCAGCAGCACCUCGCCCCAUUCAGCCAACGCCGCCUUCUGCACGAGUUGUGAAGCGUGAGCUGGGCGACGUACUCAGUACCAGGGAGCGUCCACGUGUCAAUGCGGGCUCUCGCUUUCCUGGAUGCGCUGCGCAGCCUCCAUUGGGCGCGACUAUGGGCCAUGGUCUCGCUCCAAGUCCACGGAAAUACGAGGAGUACUACUUUCCAAGCGCAGCAACUUCACUCCUUGCCGUGGAAGAGGAAGCUGAAAUAUCUUCUCCAAGAAAGGUUGAGGGCCAGAUCGUCAGCAAGAAUCCGCAGCUGAAGACUCGUCUUUUCGGUUCCAGUAGAAAUAUUUAGCAAGGCCUAAUAAGGUCUGGUUAUGCGUUUCACGAGACUAAGUUUCAUAACUUGUUUCACAGCCUGAGUUUCUCAAGCCAUGUACACAGGUCCCAUAAGGCUUAUUAUGCCAGAAUUUUCAGCCAGAGCUUGGCUGAGCAUUUCAUGAAUCGGCAACGUGACAAAAA
Messenger RNA from Cladocopium goreaui, 2071 nucleotides. Lineage: Eukaryota; Dinophyceae; Suessiales; Symbiodiniaceae. The record is from the annotation of a GenBank genome assembly.